ACCUCAACUUCCAGCCAGCAACAUGACAGAGGGCUUUGACUGUGCCAGCUGCAAGGAGUCUCUUUAUGGGCGCAAGUACAUCCAGGGAGAUGAGGGUCCCUUCUGCAUCCCCUGCUAUGACACCCACUUUGCCAAUACUUGUGACGAGUGCAAGGAGCUGAUUGGACAUGACUGCCGGGAGCUCUACUAUGAGGACCGCCAUUACCAUGAGGGCUGCUUCCGCUGCUUCCGUUGUGACCGCUCCUUGGCCGAUGAGCCUUUCACCUGCCAGGGGCAGGAGCUGCUCUGCAAUGGCUGCUAUUGCCGGGAGUUCUCCUCCCAGUGUGUGGCCUGCCAACAGGUGGUCAUGCCAGGUUCUCGGAAAUUGGAGUACAACGGGCAGACUUGGCAUGAGCACUGCUUCCUCUGCAGCAAUUGCAAGCAGCCCAUUGGCGCUCGUUCCUUCAUCCCGGAGCAGAACGAGUAUUACUGCGUCUCCUGCUACGAGAACAAAUUUGUGCCGCGCUGCACUCGCUGCAAGAAGUCCCUGACCAAGGGAGGAGUCACCUACCGGGAUGAGCCAUGGCACAAGGAGUGCUUCGUCUGCACAGGCUGCGAAGCCCCCCUGGCUGGGCAGCAGUUCACCUCCCAAGAGGAUCAGCCCUAUUGCAUCAAGUGUUUCGGCAGCCUUUAUGCCAAGAAAUGCAGCACCUGUGCCAAGCCCAUCACAGGUUUCGGGGGAGGCAAGUACAUCUCCUUUGAGGAUCGCCACUGGCACCAAAGUUGCUUCACCUGCUCCCGCUGCACUACCUCACUGGUGGGGAAGGGCUUCAUCCCUGACAACGAUGAGAUCCUAUGUCGCGAUUGUGCCGGCAGUCUCUGAAAGGGCAUCCUGGACAGUUGUCCUCUAGAUUGUGUGUGUGCCAAAGUUCUCUCCUGGGACAGUGGCAGGGCAGGGACGGUCCUCCUCUCCCUGGCAUUGCUGAUUGACACCAGCCACCUCUUUCCUGCCAGACAAAAAUGGUGGCUUUCUCACUCGGCCUGUCUCUGAUGAGCUCGGGCCGCUUCCCUUGUUCACUAGCAGCAUGGCAGUGAAGUCCACCUCCACCAA
This is a messenger RNA of Thamnophis sirtalis, 1090 nucleotides long. The record is from RefSeq and is a predicted model, not a curated record. NCBI's taxonomy places the organism in Eukaryota, Metazoa, Chordata, Lepidosauria, Squamata, Natricidae.